Messenger RNA from Penaeus vannamei (Pacific white shrimp), 1753 nucleotides. The record is from RefSeq and is a predicted model, not a curated record. Lineage: Eukaryota; Metazoa; Arthropoda; Malacostraca; Decapoda; Penaeidae.
GCUUAACAGAGCGGUUUCACAAUUCCCACACCGAAAACCGACCCUGCUAUUCACGUAGCACGCGCUCAACGGUUCCGAGGGAAAACAAUUGGGCAGUUGCUCUAUUACUGAAGCUGUGGGGAUUGUUAUGGGAUGUUAGGUGACCAAAAUAAUAUUAAGGUGCAGUGUAAUACAUAUCCUUAGGUGAAGAAAAGUUAAUCUUUAUGGUAUGGAUGCAUUAAGUUAGGGAAAAUUGAAUGUGAUAUUCUUCUAGAGGACAGCAAAUGAUAAUCUGCAGUCACAACUGGUAAUGCCACGAAUGAAGGAAAGGCAGAUCUUAGCUGAAUGCUGCUCUCUAUUGUAACAAGAUGCAGAUUUGCAGGGAUAUCAAGCCCCAUAAGGUGGAGACAGACCACAUAUUCAUAUGGCACAACAGCACCCUUUAGGACCUUAUCUUCUGUUUGUAGAAGAACAAACAAGAUAAAUCAUAAAUCUUUCAAGAUUAUGAAGAAUCCUGUACUCCAGUCAAGAAGGGCAAUUCAGACAACAAGACCUCGGAAUGUCAAUCCUUUGCUCAUGGCUGUACUUCGGCCAAUUAGUAAGGUUGCAGCAGUGCUGGUUGGCAGAGGUUUCAGAAAAUGGUGGCAGUCACUACCUAAGCUGAAAAGGGAACUGUUUAUACAGCAUUUACGCCGUAAUAUAAGGAUUUAUGUUUUUGGGUCUCUCCUAUUGGGUAGUGCAGGAUAUAGCUACUAUGAAAACCACAUCACCACCACACCUUUCACAGGAAGAAAAAGGUUCAUGGUCUUCACUCCAAACCAGCUGUUUACUAUCUCACAAGAAAUGUAUCAUGAGGAAAUGGCUCAGUUUGCAAACCAGAAGAUGCCUGCUGAUCAUCCAAUGGUUACACGAGUUAGCAGAGUAGGUAACCGGUUACUACAAGCCAACAACAAUAUUCCUCAGCUCUAUACAAAACUGUGGACUGUUACAGUUAUUGAUGAUCCUACAAAGAAUUGUUUAGUUUUGCCUAGUGGUGAUAUUAUUAUGUUCCGGGGAAUGAUGGACUUCUUUGAGAAUGAUGACCAGUUAGCUACAAUUCUUGCACAUGAGAUGAGUCACGCUAUACUUGAACAUGCUGCUGAACAGCUAAGUCAUGGGUAUCUUCUUGACAUCCUAAUUCUGUUGCCUUUGGCCAUCAUUUGGGCCUUUUUACCAAGUGAUGGCAUUGCUGCUGUCACUCACUGGUUUCUUCUUAGAGUUGUUGAAGUGCUUCUGAAGUUGCCUUACUCAAGAAAAAUAGAAGAUGAAGCAGAUUCAGUUGGGUUGCAGUUAGCUGCAAAGGCUUGCUAUGAUGUUAGAGAAGCAAGUGCAUUUUGGGGUAAAUUAUGUUUACAAGAAAAAAUACGAAAUCAGGCAGGCAUGGAAACAGACUCUGUCCCAGCAUUUUUGUCAACACACCCAUCAAACAGCAGUCGACAAGAGAGGAUAGACGAGCAAAUGGCAGAUGCUUUAAAAUUGCGUGAAUUUUGUCAGUGCCCAAAGCUUGCUGACAAGGAUCCAAGACUUGAGAUAAGAAAGUUACUGGAAUAUAUGGAGACAGACUCUCAUGUGAUUGCUUCAUAGCAUUAUAUAUCAUGUGAUUGCAGCUACAACACUCAGGCAUGGAAUCUUAUCUCGUCCUGGUUGAAAAGAGAUCAAAUUCCUAGAAUUCUAAAUGUAAAAUAGUUGACCGAAAAAAUGUUUUACUACCCAAAUAAAAUAUUUGAUUAAUUAA